Messenger RNA from Bombyx mandarina (wild silkworm), 1563 nucleotides. Its product is annotated as UDP-glucosyltransferase. Gene Ontology annotation, molecular function: UDP-glycosyltransferase activity. The record is from RefSeq and is a predicted model, not a curated record. NCBI's taxonomy places the organism in Eukaryota, Metazoa, Arthropoda, Insecta, Lepidoptera, Bombycidae.
AUGAUGCCGUUGUGGAUCCUAGUUGUUCUUCUAACUUUCUCAUACAGCGGGGCACAUAAAAUACUUGUGGUAUUUCCACUACCGGAGCAGAGUCACAGUAUCCUGGGAGCUAGAUUCGUCAGGCACUUGCUGAAUUAUGGACACGAGGUAACAUACAUAACACCGUUUGUCGAAAAGUAUACGCAUCCGAAUCAACAGCAGGUGGAUGUGAGCCGUAACUUAAAGUUAAUUCCAGAAAAUCCAGUGAACCUAAGUUCAUUGAUGAGUAAAGAGGUCCUCGCACCAGGAUUUACGGAAACAAUGAAUUUCAUGAAUUUGGUGGCGGUACAGACGCUGGAAAACGAAAACGUCCAAAAACUUCUGAAAAAUCCAAAUCUCGAAUUCGAUUUGGUUAUACUCGAAUGGAAUUUUAGUGAACUGUUAACGGGAAUUGCCGCAGUACUCGAUGUACCUUACAUAUGGGUGUCCAACUUGGAACCUCAUUGGUUGAUAACACGAUUGGCGGGAGAAAGUUUCAACCCUAUAUUCAAUAGCAAUAUCCUAUCGCCAUAUAUCCCACCACUAAAUCUGUAUCAACGCGUAGAGGAGCUUUGGACGCAAAUCACUUUUCAUUUCCACAUAUAUUGGAAUAACGACAGAAUACAAAGAAACAAUUAUGAAAGAUUCUUUGGAGAUAUCAUUCGUAUGAAAGGCCGAGAGCCUCCGUUGUUUGAGGAACUCAAACGCAACGGAUCGUUCGUGUUAGGUAAUUCGCAUCUGGCCUUGGGACAUGAUUUGAGGUUUCCGAACAAUUACAGGAACGUUGGCGGGUACCACGUUGAUGAGGAGGUUAAGCCCUUGUCACCGAAAUUAGAAAAACUGAUGAAUAACGCUGCAGAUGGCGUCAUCUACUUCAGCAUGGGAUCGAAGCUUAAAAGUGAAGAUUUUCCAGUCGAUAUCAAGAAAGGCCUCAUGAAAAUGUUUGGAGAAUUAAAACAGACUGUGUUGUGGAAGCUCGAUGAUAAAUCUAUCGAUCCUCCAAGUAAUGUGCAUAUUUUUAAGCGAUUACCUCAACAGAGCUUGCUUGCACAUUCAAACUGCGUUGUUUUUAUCACCCACGGCGGCAUUCUCUCUACGAUCGAAGCUGUACAUUACGGGGUUCCAAUCAUUGGGAUACCGGCGUACGGCGAUCAAUUCCUCAACAUAGAAAGACUUGUAAGGAAGGAUCAGGCUAAGCGAGUUGAUCUAUCACACUCUUUAGUUGCUGACCUGAAGUAUGCUAUUGACGAACUUCUAAGUACGAAACGGUACAACGACACAGCAAAGAACAACUCCUUCAUUUUUACCCAUCGUACCGUAAACGCUGGUGCCGAGAUAGUUCACUGGGUUGAGCACGUGAUCCUCACUAAAGGCGCCAAGUAUCUCAGGACCGAGAAUCUGGAUCUACAUUGGUACCAAAAACUAUAUUUGGACUUAGGUCUGCUUUUAAUUUCGGCAUUUCUGUUUCUUACGUAUUCAUGUAAAUUGUUCUUGAGUUUUAUUAGUAAGACGCGGAAAGUGGAUGUGAAAAAGAAGAAGAAAUAA